Messenger RNA from Phycodurus eques (leafy seadragon), 4188 nucleotides. It is a transcript of the gene arnt, whose product is annotated as aryl hydrocarbon receptor nuclear translocator. The transcript is spliced from 20 exons. NCBI's taxonomy places the organism in Eukaryota, Metazoa, Chordata, Actinopteri, Syngnathiformes, Syngnathidae. Gene Ontology annotation, molecular function: DNA-binding transcription factor activity, RNA polymerase II-specific; protein dimerization activity; RNA polymerase II cis-regulatory region sequence-specific DNA binding. Gene Ontology annotation, cellular component: cytoplasm; transcription regulator complex; aryl hydrocarbon receptor complex. Gene Ontology annotation, biological process: regulation of transcription by RNA polymerase II. The record is from RefSeq and is a predicted model, not a curated record. The coding region runs from base 378 to 2714 and encodes 778 amino acids.
AACACUUGACGUCAUUUGUAUCUGGCUGGCCCGGCGUCCAAUGGGAGGAGCCGAAAACAAAAUACAGUGCUUGUAGCUCGCUAAACUCGGAACGCCAUCUUGAAGGCAAAGGGCUGUUUAAAGCGACACAAAUCAGGAAAACUGGUCAACAGGACUUCCGGCGUUUGUUUUUUUUCUCUCCUACGAACCUUCGAGGGGUUCUGAGAAACGUGCAAGUCAUGGCUCGGAGUUGUUAUGCUGCACAUUAGAGACGUACCAGUGAGGACUUCGCUGCGGUGCUAGUUAGCUUCUAGCUCGGGGGAGGAGGAGCGGGGGAUCGGGUCCAUUUUUUUUCUCCCCCCCCCCCCCCCCCCCCCAAAAAAAAAAGUAGUUUGUUUAUGUUGUUCCACACGGACAUGUCAUCUUCAAACCAAGAUUUAGCAGACCCAGAUCUGGGUAUGGGGGCAAGUGGGACCCAAGCAAGUGGUGGGGCUGUCGUACCAAAAGGAAGCAACAAGAGACGAGCGGCCUCUGAUUUUGAUGAUGACGAAGGAAAUAAGUUGUUCAGGUGUGAUGAUGAUACAGGAGGCUCCAACGACAAAGAGCGCUUCGCUAGGGAGAACCACAGCGAGAUAGAGCGGCGGAGGCGGAACAAGAUGACAGCCUACAUCACGGAGCUGUCAGACAUGGUGCCCACGUGCAGUGCGCUGGCACGGAAGCCCGACAAACUCACCAUCCUGCGAAUGGCCGUGUCACACAUGAAGUCUCUUAGAGGGAGUGGAAACACCAACCCAGACGGUUCUUACAAGCCUUCCUUUCUCACCGACCAGGAGCUGAAGCACCUCAUCCUGGAAGCAGCCGAUGGAUUUCUGUUUGUGGUGUCGUGCGAGACUGGUCGCAUCGUUUAUGUCUCAGACUCUCUGACGCCCGUCCUGAACCAGUCACAGUCCGACUGGCUGGGCUCGUCCCUCUACGACCAGCUUCACCCCGAUGACACGGAGAAGCUGAGGGAGCAGCUGUCUACGGCGGAGAAUAACAACACAGGGAGGAUGUUGGACUUGAAAACAGGAACAGUGAAGAAGGAGAGCCAGCAGUCCUCCGCCCGGAUGACAAUGGGAGCCCGGCGAUCAUUCAUAUGUAGAAUGAGAUGUGGCUCUUGUCCAGUGGAACCCAUGUCCAUGAACAGACUACACUUCCUUAGGAAUAGAAACAGGAAUGGUUUGGGUGUAGCAAAGGAAGGCGAGCCUCAGUAUGUGGUGGUUCACUGUACAGGAUACAUAAAGUCCUGGCCGCCUGCAGGAGUGUCCUUAUCAGACAAUGAAGCGGACAACCCUCAGGGGAGUCACUACUGUCUUGUUGCCAUCGGCAGAUUGCAGGUGACCUGCUGUCCAGGUGACACAGACGUAAACAGCAUCAGCGUUCCAGUGGAGUUCAUCUCGCGCCAUAACUGCCAGGGCAUAUUUACAUUUGUUGACCACCGCUGUGUGGCGGCUGUCAGCUACCAGCCUCAGGAACUGUUAGGGAAGAAUAUUCUAGAACUCGCCCAUCCAGAAGACCAGGGCUUACUCCGGGACAGCUUCCAACAGGUGAUGAAACUGAAGGGUCAAGUCCUUUCCGUGAUGUUCAGGUUCCGCUCUAAAUCGAGAGAUUGGAUUUGGAUGAGAACCAGCUCCUUCACUUUCCAGAAUCCGUUUUCCGAGGAGAUUGAAUAUAUCAUCUGCACAAAUGUCAACGUCAAGGGUGGUAAUAGAAACACGACCCCGGACCCCCUCACUCCCAUCAGUUCCCCAGGGGUUUUGCUGCCCCCCUCCCUGGUUCAGAGAAGCUCAAACAGUCCCCCAGUGGUUCUUAGCCCAGGGAAGGUAGCUACCAGGCAAUUGCAGCAGCAACAGCAGCAGGCUGAGCUCAAAGGGGGCGCUACAAGAGAAGACCUAUACGAGGCAGGACCCAUCACACUUGCGCAGAUGCCGGUGCAGCCAGUGACGUCCGCUGGGCCGGACCACACCAAGAGCCUGGACAAGCCAGACCUGUACCCCUCCCUUUUCCAAGGCCCCAGUCAGACAAAGGGCGUGGCCUCCACCUCAACGCCCUUAGCCCAAAUCUACCCCACUGUCAACAACUUCAACGCCAGUCGCUCCAGUGACCCAUACAACAGACCAGUCAGUAUGGCGCCGCAGAUGGCACAGCCAGCCAACUCAGCAGGGCAGAUGCUGGCCCAGAUGUCCCGCCAGAAUGGAGCCCAGCAGCCCGUCACCCCCUCCAACACCAGCAGCCCCCUCCAUGGAGGACCGGCAGGAGGAUGGCCCGGAGCAGGUGCCGGAACACAAUUCAGUAAUCAGCAGCAGAUGGCUCCCCAAGCAGCAAAGACCAUGUCUCCACCGUUUGCUUCCAUGGGUGGAUUUGGAGGCGGCUCUUCUAGUUCUUUUGGCCAGAUGCCCACCGGUGCUGCUCCCAGCCAGACCAGUAGCGCAAACUACCCACAAAUCAACGCGCGAGUCAGCAUCAACACAAACGGUUAUGAUGGUUCUCAGUCGCAGUUCCCCUCCCGGGCAACGGAGGCAGUGUGGCCCCAGUGGCAGGGCCAGCAGCACUCACAGAGCAACGCAGAGCAGCACCCACACGCACAAGGCAACCAGCAAGACAUGUUUACUGAUGUGUUGUCCAUGCUGGACCAGCCCACCAACUUCAACAGCGAUGACUUUGAUAUUCCAAUGUAUCCCUCAUUUAACGAGUGACUGCAGGUCUACAGCCCCCCAUUCGCCCUCCCCAACACACAAACACUUUUGAUUUGUUUUGUUGUUUCACUCAUCCAGCUCUCCUGCUCGUGCUGUAUUAGCUUUUUUUUUUUUUUUUUUUGCUUGACUUGCAUCGCACUUCUCCUAACUGCAGGUAAGGAGAUGAGCAGGGAAAGAAAAUCAAGGGAUGGCAGCCAUUUUCUCUACAAAAAACCCUUUGGCAAUCAUGCACAGGAAGUGAAUAUAUUCUCACACAAUCACACACGAUGGCCUUUUGUUCUUGUAUGUUCCUGAUUCUUCUCAGGCAUUUGAACUACUAGCAUACACACUUAAUCGAUCCAAUCUUUAUUAUUAUUAUUUUUUUUAUAACGCUCAGGAAAUGGCAAGGGUGUGUUUGGUUUGUUUUUGUGUUUUGUUAUUUUCUCUACGCACACAUGAGCACAAGGUCUGUUUGUGCUUUCCAUACUGACAUUUUUAAAUCCAUGCCAUGCCAUGCCUCUGCAUGCCAGCACUGCUUUCAUGGAGUGCUUCUACAUCAUGUUGAUUCAUACUCAACACGGUUUUCUACAUGCCUUCACCUACACAUUCUUGCUGUUUUUCUUGGGGCAGAAUAAUGUAUUUUUGUUAAUCAUUUGCAGUGAAACCUCUAAAGUCAACCACCAUCCAUUCAGUGAUGCUGAUGGACUUCCAAUUACCAUAAUAUUCAUUCUAUUGAGCGCAUUGGUGUAUAAGCUGCACCCACUAAGUUAGCAUAGCAUUAACUAAAUACAGUUUAUUGAUAAAUCGGUAUCCAAUCUAUUAGUUUUGGGUCUACACCCUUGGUGCAUACUAUAUGUAUCAAAUGCGUAUGUGUGUAUAAUAAAUAUCAUGAUCCGUUUCAAAAGUCUGUUUCAGAUGUGCUUGGUAUUCUCUUCUGUUGCCCUGCAUUACUCUGCAUUACUCUGUACUACGUAUGGGCACUUUGUAUUCCUUUUGUUUCAAAAAUAAAAAUAAACUCUGAAAAAAGACAUCACACAGCAAUAAUUAACACAGACAUAACAGAAUUGUGUACUUUUAAAGUUCUUUAUUUGUGUCCUAACUGUGGUCCUGGAAUGGAGAUGUGGAAUAGUCAUUUUGGGGUUCGUCAUUUGUGAUUUGACGGACUUCUGAUUGGUUCAUUGGUAUUUGCUGUAGUGGUUUAAUCAGGCUAUUUAGAAUGCAACUGGGGGGGGAGGUAAAAAAACAACUAUUAUUAUUGUUUUUGUGUUUGAGACAAACAUUAACACCCUUAUGACGCUGUAUGUAAAGCCUUUCUUUUUCAAGGAGCUUUCUGACUGUCUUUUGUCUUUUUGGUCGUUCUGUGUGCAGGGGUUUUUCCUAAUGAUGUGAAAUGUUAUCACUCAUAGAGUCACAAAUAUAUAAAUAAUUCUGUAAAUGUCUAUGAAAUGUUCAACACAAACAAAGUUUGUUUUUUUAUUAAAUUUAUAUAUUGAAA